CCUCUUUCUCUUAUCACUGCUGAGAGCCAUGACGGCCCCUGACUCCUGGGUCCCCUUCCGGCUGCCCCUCCAGCUCAGCCUCUAUCUGCUGGUCAUCAUGACCCUCUCCAUAUUCCUCCACCUGAGCAACUGGUUCCCCACUGCAAGACCGAGGCGUCCCUCCUUGAACGCAACGAAGGGGUCCCCAGCCACGCCCCCCACCACAACCCCUGCCACGGAGCGGGGCAUGUGGACCGUGAACUCCAUCGGGCGCCUGGGGAACCAGAUGGGGGAAUACGCCACCCUCUACGCCCUGGCCAAGAUGAACGGGCGCCAGGCCUACAUCCUCCCACAGAUGCACCAGCAGCUGGCACCGCUCUUCCGCAUCACACUGCCCGUGAUUUCCAACGACGUGGUCCGGAGCAUCCCAUGGAGGAACUAUGGGCUCCAUGACUGGAUGUUGGAGGAAUACAGGCACAUCAAGGGGAAAUACGUCCGGCUGACGGGCUACCCCUGCUCCUGGACCUUCUACCACCACCUCCGGCAGGAGAUCCUCCAGGAAUUCUCCUUCCACGACCACGUCAAGGAGGAGGCCAACCGGUACCUGGCCGGGCUGCGCGGGCAGCGCCGGAACGUGACCUACGUGGGUGUCCACGUCCGGAGGGGGGACUACGUCCGGGUGAUGCCACAGAUCUGGAAGGGGGUGGUGGCGGACAAGGCCUACCUGGAGAAGGCCAUGGGCUACUUCCGGGACAAGUACCAGGAGCCGGUCUUUGUGGUGACCAGCAAUGGGAUGGAGUGGUGCCGGGAGAACAUCAACACCUCACGGGGAGACGUGUAUUUCUCGGGGGACGGGAAGGAGUCGUCGCCAGGGAGGGAUUUUGCUCUCUUGGCUCAUUGCAACCACACGAUCAUGACCAUUGGGACCUUCGGCAUCUGGGUCGGCUACCUGGUCGGUGGGGAAACCAUCUACUUGGCCAACUACACUCUCCCCGACUCCCCCUUCCUCCGGGUCUUCAAGCCUAAGGCCGCCUUCCUCCCCGAGUGGAUCGGGAUCGACGCUGAUCUCUCCCCGCUGCGGAGUGGGACAUAGGGACAGAAAGGAUCCAGCCUGCAGGCCACCAGCAGGAUCCGCUGGGAUAAUGGGCCAGCCCUGAGCUGGGGUAUGCGGCCCUGGGGAGUUUAGGGGGCAUCAGCAUGGACCUUGGUCAGGCACCGACCGGGAGGGGGGUGGGGAAAGAUGAUGUGUGUUCAUUCUGCCGACCUUCUCCUAGGAGUCACCAAAUGGGUCCAUCAUGAGGUUGAAUGGUUAAAACUUGCUUCUCAGCUAGCUCUUUUAAAACUCUUGGCUGUAAGUUAUUUGGACCUGCUGAUUUUAAAAUGUCUCACUUUGAUAGCUGCUGUUUAGCAGCCUCCUGAAAUAUGAGCGGAAUGGAAAGAGCAUUAGCAUCACCAUGUGAUAUGACAUCAUCUGU
This is a messenger RNA of Chelonia mydas (Green sea turtle), 1454 nucleotides long. RefSeq names its product galactoside alpha-(1,2)-fucosyltransferase 2. Lineage: Eukaryota; Metazoa; Chordata; Testudines; Cheloniidae. Gene Ontology annotation, cellular component: membrane. The transcript has a single exon. Gene Ontology annotation, biological process: carbohydrate metabolic process. Gene Ontology annotation, molecular function: galactoside 2-alpha-L-fucosyltransferase activity. The record is from RefSeq and is a predicted model, not a curated record. Bases 29 to 1072 code for a protein of 347 amino acids.